AUGCUUAGGUUUCUGGUCACAAAUUCUUGGACUCAAUACGGUAAUGUUGAGUUCCGAAGUUUGAACCUAAUUCAACCCUCAGCUAUGUCAUCAAACUUUAUCUUAAGCGCUUCCUUGGAAGCAAAGCUAGAGCUCGAGAUUCACCUAGUCUCUUCGGUAAGUCUUGUUGGGUUUAAAGCUGAUUGUGCUAAUUUAAGUGUUACAUCAAGUCAAAUAGGACUUCGUACUUUCAAUGUUGCCUACGGUUCUGGAGCUUCUCACCUAAAGUUCUUGCCAGUCAACAUUCCAAUGGUUUCUUAUAGGUGUAUCAACGUCGUUUUCGACUAUCAAUUGUUCUUUCGAACAAUCGCCAUGGGAACAAAAGUGGAGCUUCCUUUUGGGUUUCUUCAUUUCGCUGAGCAUGACUCGCCCCAAGAUGAAUUUUAA
Eruca vesicaria subsp. sativa (arugula) is the source of this 426-nucleotide messenger RNA. The record is from the annotation of a GenBank genome assembly. Lineage: Eukaryota; Viridiplantae; Streptophyta; Magnoliopsida; Brassicales; Brassicaceae.